This is a messenger RNA of Helianthus annuus (common sunflower), 905 nucleotides long. Its product is annotated as F-box/LRR-repeat protein At5g63520-like. The coding region runs from base 197 to 655 and encodes 152 amino acids. The transcript has 2 exons. NCBI's taxonomy places the organism in Eukaryota, Viridiplantae, Streptophyta, Magnoliopsida, Asterales, Asteraceae. The record is from RefSeq and is a predicted model, not a curated record. Gene Ontology annotation, biological process: protein polyubiquitination; positive regulation of proteasomal ubiquitin-dependent protein catabolic process.
AUAGAUAGAAGAUUUAUAUUUGAUCAAGUUUUGAAUAGAAAUAUUACCAAACCAUGUUCCAUUGGCUUUCUCUUUUCUCCAAAGUUGUUUUUUAAUCGUUGAUGAAUAAUGACAGCUACGAGGAGACCGAGUUCCUUAUAAACUCUGCAUAGGGGUGACUAAAAAAAGAAAAUGCGGUCAAGAAAAGGUUGGAUGCAUGACGUUUUUUGCAUCCUAUCAACUUUUCGGGAUUGAAAAGGGGCAUCUUUCUGUUUUUGAUCAUGAGGGCAUCAAAGCCGGCGAUACAUUCCAUUUUUACCACCCGGAUUUAACUGUCGGUGUAUCUUCUAUCGCCGCUAUCUCUAGCCAUUUGAGAUCUUUCAAUAGAGGGAGCAACAAUGCCAUUGGCGGUGAUAAGCAGGAUGUGUUCGGUGGUCUUAUAUUCAGUUGUUGUGGUGAGGAGUUCUUUGGACGACCAAACAUUAACAGCGCACCGUUUGUGUACAACUUCCCGGGUGUGACACUUGGGGGGACAUUUUGUUGCAGGGUAUUUGGACGUGGCGUUUUAACCCCGUAUGUUAAAGAAUCCCAAGAACAAAAGGCGGUGCAAUGUUGCGUGCAUACUAAGGGUGCUGUCUAUUUAAUCAUGUCUUACACUCCGUCAAAAACGAUUUAAUGUUGUUUUUGUGUUGUGUUGGGGUUUGGCGACAUAGAAAAGAUAAUGGUGGUUUUUUCGUUGUCUGAGUUUAUGUUUUAUGGGUUGUCUGUUUUUUGAGUGUUUUUAUAAGGAUUACUAGUAGUUCUUUUGUCCUAAGAUUUAAGUGUUAACAUGUGAUGUGAUUUCUUCCUUGUACAAAAAGUAACUUAGGUUACCAUCUUGGAUUAUACCCUUUCUUAUAUUAAGGUACCGUUUCAGAAAAGAAAAA